AUGAGCGCGGCGGGGAGCCCGCUCUGCUCAAGGGCACCAAACCCCCAUGUCUCAUCCAGACAUGCUGACUGCCAGUCUCCAAACCAGGAGGAAUUUACUCCUCUCCCUUCUAUCAGUGAGCGCUUGGCUCGUCUCCAUCCUUCCCGGGAGCUGCUGGAAUACUACCGCAAGAAGAUUGCUGACUUUGAUGAGGAACAGGAGGAUUUGGUAAAAAGGCUGGAGAGAUACAAAGAAACGUAUGACAAUCAGCACAAGUUGCAGUGGGAAGUCCGUCAGCUGGAAGAGGAGGUUUCAAAGUUGCAGAAGGCUUUGAGUGAUAUGCAAGUCUACCUUUUCCAGGAGAGGGAACAUGUCCUUCGUCUUCACUCAGAGAAUGACCGGCUGAAAAUCAGGGAACUGGAGGACAGAAAAAAAAUUCAGCAUCUCCUGACUGUAAUGGGAGCAGAUGGAGAAGUUACAUAUUUUCACAAUGAGCCUCCACAUAAGGUUACUGUUCUGCAAAUGCCAGCAGAGUCACAUGAACGAGAUGAUGCUUCCACCCCAGGUACCGAGAGGAGCACUUCAAAAGAAACAGUACAAGGAGAAAAACCAGAAGAGAGAUAUCAGUGUGUAAAUCAAACACUUCUACUACAGAUCCAGGCCUUGCAAGCUCAAAUAGAAGAACAGACACGAUUAUCCAAGGAACAGGUCGAGGCACUACUAGAGGACAGGCGGAUUCACAUGGAGGAAGCUGAAGUCCAGCAUCAGAGGGACCAGGAGAAGAUCAAAGCUGUAACAGAGAAGCUCCAAAAGACACAAAAUCUCUUAUAUGAGAGUACCCGUGACUAUCUCCAGCUGAAGUUUGAUGCCAGAGCCAAUGAGAAAGCAUGGAUGGCAGAGAAGGACUGUCUGUUGAGGCAACUUGGCAAAGGUCUGGAUCAACUUGUUUUCAAUAGUCCAUCAGGACAAAAGAAGCAUAAAGGUACCAAGAAGAUGCAUCGAGCUGAUGAUGGAGCUUCAAAAGUCCAAAGCAGAGAAAUAAAGUCACUGCAGGAAAAGCUAAUGCAGGAACAACACCUAUCACACAUGUACAGAGAGCAGUGUGUCGCCCUGGAAGGCGAGCUGGCUAGGAUUCGUGAGGAGAGAGAUGCUGGGAAAGAACUCUUUAAGGAACGCUCAGAAAAGAUGGGGAAGCGCCUGAAGCUGAUGACUCAGCGAUGUGAGGCCCUGGAAAAACGUCGUAGUAUGGAAGUAGAAGGCUUCAAGAAUGACAUUAAACAGCUUCAGCAGAAACUGAAAGAUGUAGAGAAGCAGAUUUACAAGGUGACUCUGAAUAUGGGACCAGAGCAGGAUCUUGCAAUUCUACGUGAGGUCCGCCAAGGAAACAGACUAACACGUAAAAUUCAAGGACAACUGAAGGACUUAAAAACAAAAAUCUUCUGUUUAGAGAAUGAACUACGGGUCUGCUGAGGCUGAAUUGUUAGCUGACAUCCUAGUUUUGGGAAUGAGAUAUUGCUAAGUGGAAUAGUCAUAUGCAAGAGUAGCUCCUGCUUGUCUGUUUCCUGGCAUCCAUUGACAGAAGGUUUGAGGAAAUCUGCAGUUAAUGUCAUAACAGUGUAUGAGCCGUUCCCAGAGUGCCAGAUUAUAUGGCUGUUUCAGCUGAGAGAUGGCACCUGGUAAGACUGACACAGAAAGUACAUGAUGACUGAUAUAUCAGGAGUGUGUGUAUUACUUCUUCUUUCCUUCAUA
Messenger RNA from Manacus vitellinus (golden-collared manakin), 1728 nucleotides. It is a transcript of the gene CCDC77, whose product is annotated as coiled-coil domain containing 77. The transcript has 11 exons. The coding region runs from base 1 to 1449 and encodes 482 amino acids. Gene Ontology annotation, cellular component: centrosome. NCBI's taxonomy places the organism in Eukaryota, Metazoa, Chordata, Aves, Passeriformes, Pipridae. The record is from RefSeq and is a predicted model, not a curated record.